Molecule: messenger RNA, 863 nt
Organism: Saitoella complicata NRRL Y-17804
Lineage: Eukaryota; Fungi; Ascomycota; Saitoellomycetes; Saitoellales; Saitoellaceae
Exons: 1
Biological process (GO): biosynthetic process
Molecular function (GO): ATP binding
Source: RefSeq, a predicted model, not a curated record
UCACCUCCACCUUGCCUGCCGCUCAGGUUUUCGGAAAAGUCGUCCGUGUCAGGUCGGCUCCUGCUGGAUGUUGUGAAGGGUGUGGAGGAGGAGCUACAAAGAUAUUCUGUGCAGACGAAGGCUUGGGGACCGAUAUCAGUGAGAACACCGCUGCCUGGAGCACACCAGAGAGCAAAUGUCUCUGUCACUGUGGCUGCACUGGCACACCUUCAAAGCUCGUUACCAGGGAUCACGGUACAGACCAUCCAAGAAGGCGUCGCAGCAGCAAAAUGGCCAGGACGCCUCGAGUGGACCAUCAUCCCCUCAAUAUCACAAACACCACUACUUCUUGAUGGCGCACACAAUGCAAAUGAUCACGCUCCUUUUCCGAGUACAUCAACACCUUACGGCAAAAGGGUCCAAUCACGCGGGUGAUGGCAUUCUCGCAAGGCAAGGAUCUGAAUGAGAUGUUGCGGAUAUUGGUACGAGGGGAUGAUUGUGAUAGGAUUGCGGCGGUGGAGUUUGGGGAUGUUGAUGGGAUGCCGUGGGUUAGGCCCGUGCCAGUGGACGAGAUUACGGAGGUAGUACGGGGGGUGCUGAAAAGCGGAGAGGAGAAGGAGGAUGUUCGGGGGGUUGGGAGAGACGAGGGGGCUGCGCUGAAGUGGGCGACGGAGGGCAAUCAAGAGGGAACGGUGGUGGUGUGUGGGAGUCUUAUCUCAUAGGAGAGGUGAAGAAGUUGGAGAGGGAGGAAGGUAACAAUGAAGUAUGAGAAGAGAUCUUCCAUUCAGCUAUGUAUCCACCACAUUCGUAUCAAAGACGGUUGAAACCAGUUCAUCAUCUUCUGGUUGCGUCCCUUGCCUUAUUACAACGGAUUGUACCGGUUC